Messenger RNA from Brassica rapa (field mustard), 6012 nucleotides. RefSeq lists its product as uncharacterized. NCBI's taxonomy places the organism in Eukaryota, Viridiplantae, Streptophyta, Magnoliopsida, Brassicales, Brassicaceae. The record is from RefSeq and is a predicted model, not a curated record.
UCAAUAAUCCGAGUCAGUCUAGUCCUUUUUGAUCUUUUACAGGUCUGGAGUUGGUAGAAGAAUGAAGAGAGCAUGCUUGAAGAGAAGCUGUCCUUUUGGAGCAUUUUGCGGAGAACACUCAAGACGAACAGUCCCGAGACUGUUCUCUAGCAGAACAAGCAGACGGAGUGAUCCCGAGGUUGUUCCCGACAAAUAAGGAAGCUUCUAUUUUCGGGAAUUAAGGCCUUGUUGCCCUAAUUUCUUUUCUACCUAUUGGCGCCUCCAUAUAAAGACGCCAUCUAUCCUAUUUUAUUUCUUACGCUAGUUUUUACAAGAGAACUAUUAGCUUUUGCGAUCUGCAACUUGUAAGGGAGAAGAAUCCAUUCUCUCAUAGAGAAGACCUUCUGAACCCUUGUUUACUACUCUUAUUAUUAUGCAGUUUCAUUCAGGAUCUAUGUCUUUGAUUUCUUGCAUCAUGAUUGAGUAGUGAUCUAGCUCGCCUAGGGUUUUUAGGGUGUUGAAAUAUGAGCUAAACAUAGAUAAGCUAUUCUUGAUUAUUCUUCAUCCAUACUAUUCAUAAAGCUUCCAUUAAUCUGAUCACUUGAUGUUAGAUCCUAAGUUUAUCGCCUAGCUAACCGCUUAUGAGAUAGCUUGACAUGUAUUGAAUGAGCUUAGUAUCCCUAAUCAGCGAAAGUAGAUAUUAGGGUAGUAAGUGAACUGAUCGGACCUGACCACUAAGGCUUGCAGUCGUUUCUCAUCUCAACGACAGUUAGAUGAUGGGACCGACCAGCAAAGAGAUCACCACCACGACAGUGGGGUGUUCCAGCUGAGUGAUCCGAGUUCUAGAAAGCACUGCACCGCGCUUGAAUAAUUGUUUGGCUCUCGCUCAACACCCAAUGAAAUACCCUAGGCUAGCUUCUUGUUAAAUUGAAUCAAUCUCUAGUUUACUUGUUUUCCGCGUCACCAAUUGAAUUGAAAACCAUUUUCUUCUUAGCUUGAUAUUGAGAUUUAUAAGAGUAAAGUGUAGACUGGUCCUCUGGAUUGAAUCUAAAGUACUAUAAUCACAACUGUUAACUUGGCAGUAGCAAAGAUUCAUAUUUAGUGUAUCAAGUUUUGGCGCCGUUGCGACGGGGACCAGAUUUUUUUACCUCUACUUUUCGGUUUCAUUUUAAGUCUAAGAUAUCUAACUCGCCUCUGUUUCUUUGUCACAGCUAAUGAUCCAGGUGCAUGACCAGUAGACAUACUCGGAGCAACGCACAAGGACCAUUGCAUCAGCUCACUAACGAAGAACUAGCGAGAUUAGAACGUCAGAACCGUCAACUGCCUAGACCUACAAGCACCAACAUGGGUGAUCAUCAGGAUGAUCUUACUGCUGCAUUUGCACUCAUGCAACAACAGAUGCAGCAGAUGCAGCAAACUAUCCAAGCGAACGCUGCAAACCAACGGAAUGCACCGGAGGAAGUUGAUCAGAUUGGCCAAAGGAAUCUCUUGCGUAAUCUACCUGCUACGCGAUCCGCCAUCAACCCUCCACCUUGCACUAGACAAGACUUUGAGAUCAAGCCCGCCUUGAUAGGUCUGGUGCAGAGGAAGAUCUUCAACGGACUUCCUGCAGAAAUACCGAUGGACCACAUUGAAAACUUUGAGAAGAUGUGUGGGUUCACUAAGGCGAAUGGAGUACCACCAGAUUACAUCAAAUGUACUUUGUUCCCUUUCUCUCUCGAUGGGAAGGCUGCUCGCUGGCUAGAUUCCCUACCAACUGGAUCGCUCACCACAUGGGAACAAGUCAGAUCCGCUUUCUUGAGCCACUUCUACACGAAAUCAAAGACGGCAGCUCUGAGACAGAAGAUCGCCACCUUUAAACAGCUGGUAGAUGAGCCGUUCUGCGACGCAUGGGAGCGAUUCAACGUCUAUCGCAGAGAGUGCCCACAUCAUGGUUUUGAAGAAGAUUAUCUACUCGGAGUUUUCUACGAUGGAGUAGGUUGGGAGUACAGGAAUGCUUUAAACUCAGCCAGUAAUGGAGAUUUCAUGACCCAAUCCACUCAAGGCGCUUUCGCGCUAAUUGAGAACAUGGCCUCAAGCUCAGCUGACAGCAACCGAGAGACAGACCGCACCCAAAAGGUGAACAGCAUCGACAAUAGCAAAAUAGAUGAGCUCUCUGCCAAGGUCGAUCAGCUGAUUAAGAGUAAUCAGAACCAUGUCUUCAUCAUGGAAGAGUCUCCUCAGGAUAAAGGAACCAUAGACGCUACAUCAGAAGCGGACCAGGCGAUUGAGGACCACCAUGAGGUUAGCUAUGUGAAUGGGCAAGGAUGGCAGUUUAAGAACUAUCACCCGAACCCUAACGUGAGGAACAACCCCCACCUGUUCAACAACCCUAAACCCGAUGGUAACACAGAAAAUGCUCAAGGCAAUCAAGUUCAGAACAGUGGCUACCAACGGGGGUAUGGAAAUCAAGGACGAACCUUUGUCCUCAGCCCAGCUCAGAAUACUCAGUUCCACAACCAGAAACAACCGACUAACCAGCAGCCUGCACAGCCUGCUCAAACUGCUCCACAAGACGAGAUGAAGAGUCUUGCCAAUAUGAUGAGCCAGCUGCUCCAAGGACAACAGAUUCAGGGAAAAGCACUGAAUCAGGUCACAAACGACAUCAAUACCCGAAUGAAUCACAUGUUCAAUGACCUGAGUGCCAAAUAUGAUAAUGUCUCGAGCCAUAUGAGGCAGAUGGAUAUUCAGAUUGCUCAGACUGCUGAGAGUGUGAAGAGACAGCAAGGCACUCUUCCUGGAAAAACAGAUAAAAAUCCCAAGGAGUGUAAUGCAGUCGCGCUUAGGAGUGGGAAGCAGUUAACUGAUCUGGCACCCAAGAGAUUCACAACAGCUGAAAAGGGGAAGCAGAAAGAAUCAGAACAGCCACCUGUAACCGCACCAGCAGACGAGGAAGAAGCAGAGCUUCCUGUUAAACAUACUCCGACCACUACAGAGCAGCCUACUGUGGUUGUUCGCCCAGCGGCAGAACCUGUUCCCACCCGUGACUAUGUGCCAAAGGUUCCGUACCCUGUUCCUGCUAAGGCCACACGCAAGGACAAGGAGGAGAUGAAAUGUAGGAAGAUGCUGGAAGACUUAACAGUCAGACUCCCUCUCAUGAGUGCAAUCCAGAUGAUGCCAUCCAUGAGUAGCUUUGUGAAAGGACUAAUUUCUGGAAAGAUAACCGAUGACAGUGAGUUCAUGGUAGUCUCUAAAGAGUGCAGCGCUGUUCUCCAGAACAAAAGGAUCAAGAAGCUAGGUGAUCCUGGAAAAUUUGUCCUUUCCAUCCAAAUAGGGAGAACAGUCUUCUCGUGUUCGCUAGUCGAUCUGGGAUCAAGCAUCAACCUCAUGCCGUACUCUGUGGCUAAGCGCCUAGGAUUCACAGAUUUCAAACCUACCAGGAUGUCCCUAGUGUUUGCUGAUCGAUCAGUGAAAUCUCCAGUCGGAAUUAUCGAGGAUAUCCAGGUUCUGGUUGGGAACACACUUGUCCCUGCCGAUUUCGUUGUUCUGGAACUUGAGGAAGAAUCAAAGGAUCCUCUGAUCCUAGGCAGACCAUUCCUAUGCACUGUCGGAGCUAUCAUAGAUGUGCGACAGGGAAAAAUCGAUCUCCACCUAGGAGACAUUGUGAUGAGGUUCGAGAUGAAUCAGAUGCUCAAGAAACCUAUGCUAGAUGGACAAACCUUCACUGUCCAAGAGGAGGGUGAUCCGCUGGAACCGAGUGAUCAGAUGAUUGAGGAGAUCCUAAUAGAUGAUCCGCUGGAACUAGCUCUGACUAGAGCUGAAGCAGAACAGAAUGUCCAGAACAUCGACGCUGAUGGGUACGCCAAGAUGUUGGACUCCGCCAGAACCAUGGAAAGAUUAGUGGCAUAUCUUAGUCUGGGGGAGAACAAUGCCUCAGACUCAUCGAGCUCGCCUGUUCCACCAAGUAGGAACAAUGACCCGUGGAGUGAAUCCAAAGCUCCAAAAGUCGAGCUCAAAACACUCCCUAAGGGGCUCAGGUACGCAUUUCUUGGACCAAAUUCUACAUACCCAGUAAUCGUAAAUGCUGACCUGAACAAUGCUGAAACUGCUCUUCUCUUAUGCGAACUUAGGAAAUAUCGAAAAGCAUUAGGAUAUUCCCUAGCUGAUAUACCUGGCAUUUCACCUGAUCUGUGCAUGCAUAGAAUACACCUAGAAGAUGAAUCAAUGACUUCUGUAGAACAUCAGAGGAGGUUAAACCCAAAUCUGAAAGAUGUUGUAAAGAAGGAGAUAAUGAAACUUCUAGAAGCUGGUGUAAUUUAUGCGAUUUCUGAUAGUAAGUGGGUUAGUCCUGUUCAUGUAGUGCCUAAGAAAGGAGGGAUCACUGUUAUAACAAAUGAAAAGAAUGAAUUAAUCCCUACUAGAACAGUAACUGGUCAUCGCAUGUGCAUUGAUUUCCGUAAAUUGAAUGCUGCGACUCGCAAGGAUCACUUUCCACUUCCCUUCAUUGAUCAAAUGCUUGAAAGAUUGGCUAACCACCCUUACUAUUGCUUUUUAGAUGGUUAUUCAGGUUUCUUUCAGAUUCCCAUCCACCCAGACGAUCAAGAAAAGACGACGUUCACAUGUCCUUAUGGAACAUACGCCUACAGGAGAAUGCCUUUCGGGCUGUGCAAUGCUCCAGCGACCUUUCAACGCUGCAUGAUGUCAAUUUUCACUGAUCUAAUUGAAGACAUAAUGGAAGUUUUCAUGGACGAUUUCAGCGUCUAUGGGAGCUCCUUUAGUGUCUGUUUGUCAAACUUGUGCAGGGUUCUGAAGCGAUGCGAGGAGAAGCAUCUCGUGCUGAAUUGGGAAAAAUGCCAUUUCAUGGUCAGAGAUGGGAUUGUUCUAGGACAUAAGAUUUCAGAAAAAGGCAUCGAAGUGGACAAGGCAAAGAUCGAUAUCAUGAUGAGUCUGCAACCCCCAACUUCAGUGAGGGGAAUAAAAAGCUUUUUGGGACAUGCUGGUUUUUACAGAAGAUUCAUCCAGGACUUCUCGAGAAUCGCAAGACCACUCACUAGACUGCUCUGCAAGGAAACAAAGUUCGAUUUCGACAACGAGUGCUUAGCUUCAUUUCACACGAUCAAGGGAGCUCUUGUCAGUGCACCGGUUGUCCAACCCCCAGACUGGGACCUCCCUUUCGAGAUCAUGACGGACGCGAGUGACUUUGCAGUGGGAGCAGUGCUUGGACAGCGGAAGGAUAAGAAGCUCCAUGUGAUCUACUACGCGAGCAAGACACUGGAUGAAGCUCAAUGUAGGUAUGCCACCACAGAGAAGGAACUCCUGGCCAUCGUCUAUGCUUUUGAGAAGUUCCGAUCAUAUCUGGUUGGGUCUAAAGUGAUAGUCCACACGGAUCAUGCAGCUCUCAAGUACCUGCUCACGAAAAAAGAUGCCAAACCGCGGCUCCUGAGAUGGAUUCUCCUCCUUCAGGAAUUUGACCUGGAAAUAAGAGACAAGAAAGGGGUAGAAAAUGGAGUAGCGGACCACCUUUCCAGAAUGAAAAUAAACGAUGAUACAGUGAUUGACGAAGAACAACCAGUGGAACACGUCAGUGCGAUUGGUCUUUGCUACACGGAACAACCAAUGCGCAUAGAAACAGCUUGUUCUUCGCAACUAGAGCCGUUUGUGGCAACAAUCCAGAAGCAAUAUCCUGAUCUACCGUGGUUUGCUGAGAUUGCAAAUUUCUUAGCUGCUGAAAAGGAGCCUCAGAAGUUCACGGGGAACGAGAAGAGGAAAUUCUUAAGAGAGGCAAGGCACUACUUCUGGGAUGAGCCUUAUCUAUACCGACAAUGCAAGGAUGGGAUCUUCAGACGAUGUGUUCCGGAGGCUGAAAUUCCAGGGAUCCUACACCACUGCCACGGAUCUUCCUACGCUGGACACUUCGCCACAUUCAAAACAGUCUCCAAAAUUCUCCAAGCGGGAUUCUGGUGGCCAACAAUGUUCAGAGAUGCUCACGCUUUCAUAUCCAGAUGCAAUGCAUGCCAGCGAAUGGGCAGUAUCAGCAAAAGGAAUGAGAUGCCC